Molecule: messenger RNA, 882 nt
Organism: Eurypyga helias (sunbittern)
Lineage: Eukaryota; Metazoa; Chordata; Aves; Eurypygiformes; Eurypygidae
Product: fragile X mental retardation protein 1 homolog
Exons: 9
Biological process (GO): regulation of alternative mRNA splicing, via spliceosome; positive regulation of translation; regulation of translation at postsynapse, modulating synaptic transmission
Cellular component (GO): postsynaptic density; neuronal cell body; nucleus
Molecular function (GO): mRNA 3'-UTR binding; protein homodimerization activity; translation regulator activity
Source: RefSeq, a predicted model, not a curated record
AUGUGGGUGGAGUCUUUGAAGGCAUUCGUAAAGGAUGUGCAUGAAGAUUCUAUAACAGUUGCAUUUGAGAACAACUGGCAGCCAGAGAGACAAAUACCAUUCCACGAUGUGAGGUUUCCGCCACCGGCAGGCUAUAAUAAAGAUAUCAAUGAAAGUGAUGAAGUAGAGGUUUAUUCCAGAGCAAAUGAAAAAGAGCCCUGCUGUUGGUGGUUGGCUAAAGUGAGAAUGAUAAAGGGUGAGUUCUACGUAAUAGAAUACGCAGCCUGUGAUGCUACGUACAAUGAAAUUGUCACAAUUGAGCGUUUGAGAUCUGUGAACCCCAAUAAACCCGCAACAAAAGAUACUUUCCAUAAAAUCAAACUGGCAGUUCCAGAAGACUUACGGCAAAUGUGUGCCAAAGAAUCUGCACAUAAGGACUUCAAAAAGGCAGUUGGAGCUUUUUCUGUAACGUAUGAUGCUGAAAACCACCAGCUUAUUAUUUUGUCAAUCAAUGAUGUAACAACAAAGCGAGCAAAUAUGCUGAUUGAUAUGCACUUUCGAAGUCUUCGCACCAAGUUAUCCCUGAUACUGAGAAAUGAAGAAGCUAGCAAACAGCUGGAGAGUUCUAGACAACUUGCAUCACGAUUUCACGAGCAGUUUGUUGUACGUGAAGACCUAAUGGGUUUGGCCAUUGGCACUCAUGGUGCUAAUAUUCAGCAAGCCAGAAAAGUCCCUGGAGUGACUGCUAUUGAUCUGGAUGAAGAUACUUGCACAUUCCAUAUUUAUGGAGAGGAUCAAGAUGCGGUGAAAAAGGCAAGAAGUUACCUUGAAUUUGCUGAAGAUGUUAUACAAGUCCCAAGAAAUUUAGUAGGUAUGUCGAUUCUGGAAGCUAACUGUGUGAUA